UUUGUUGCAUCCAACAAUUAGUUGAAAAGGUAUUAUAACAAAUAUGUGUUUUUAUUAUUAUGGGACAUGAGGGCACUAUGGGAUAUGAGGGCAGCAUUAUACUAGGGGAUAUAUACUAUGGGAUAUGAGGGCAGCAUUAUACUAGGGGAUAUAUACUAUGGGAUAUGAGGGCAGCAUUAUACUAGGGGAUAUAUACUAUGGGAUAUGAGGGCAGCAUUCGUAAUUUUGGUCAACGUUUCGUGUGGAACCCUAAUUAGUAGGUAACAAUUGAACUGGUUCAAAUCACCCAACCCUACUACACAUGUUCAGAUGAGCCAUGACAACUAAUUCAAGCUGGAAGCUGUCGGACCACAUGCAGAACGAUUCGUUGACAUGGCUUACAGUGGUGAGACAAUGUUGGGGACCAACUGGUUCCUACAGGGAGGAGGUGGAUCAGUGAAACGCUUUGUACCUUGACUCUCCCUUCAGUUCACCAGACAGCAGAAUGAAGAGCAGAGCUUCACACGAAGGGGAGAAAUAAAUGACUAAUGAUCACUACUUGAUCCAAAAUGUCUUCUGUUGCUGAGCUUCUGCUGGCCACUCUGGAGGACCUGCUCGAAGUAGAUCUAAAGGUGUUUAAAUGGCACCUGACCCAGGACGUGCUGGAAGGCUUUCCUCACAUUCCAGUGAGCCAGCUGGAGAAUGCUGAUAGACUGGACAUUACAAACACGACGGUGGAGACCUAUGGUCCUGAGGGAGCUGUGAAGAUCUCACUGGAAAUCCUGAGGAAGAUGAAUCAGAACCAACUGUCUGAUAGGUUAAAGAACAAGUACAAUGAGGGUGAGACAACAGAAGCAGCAGCCUCUCUCUCUCUCUCUCUCUCAGCCUCUCUCUCAGCCCCGAGUGCUCCAGUGGUUUUAGAAGUCAGAGUCCAAGACAAACUGAAAUCCUACCUUAAGAAGAAGUACGGCUGUAUAUAUGAGGGGACGUCAAAGGAAGGUGAUUUCAUCUACCUAGACCAGAUCUACACUGAGCUCCAUGUGAUCGAGGGGGCCUGGGGAGGGGUCAGAGAUGAGCAUGAGGUCAUACAUUUGGAAUCCAGAACACUAGCCACAGGAGAGACCACUAUUGAAGCCAGCAACAUUUUCAAACCCCGACCUGAUCAAAAGAAGCGCAUCAGAACAGGGCUUACACUGGGCAUCGCUGGCGUGGGAAAGACUGUCUCCGUUCAGAAGUUUAUUCACGACUGGGCAGAAGGAAAGGAGAACCAAGACAUUGAUUUCAUCUUUCCACUUCCUUUUUGCAAAAUGAAUUCUAAUAUGGGGGAAAAGGACUGCAGUCUGAUUGAACUGCUUCAUCAAUUCUUCACUGUCAUGGGACCGGUGAAGACCCUGGGGGAAGGUUCUAAAGUUCUGUUCAUCUUUGAUGGUCUGGACGAGAGUCGACUUCCUCUGAACUUCAACAGUAAGGUUCUGACAGACGACACAAAGCCAGCCUCGCUGGACCAACUGAUCACAAACCUCAUCACAGGAGAGCUCCUCCCCUCUGCUCUCAUCUGGAUAACCUCCCGACCUGCUGCAGCCAAUCAGAUCCCUCGUCAACACAUCCACCAGUGGACAGAGGUACAAGGGUUCAAUGACCAACAGAAGGAGAAGUACUUCACAAAGAAAAUUAGUGAUAAGAACCUGGCCAGCAGAAUCAUCAACCAUGUCAAGUCAUCAAGGAGCCUCCACAUCAUGUGCCACAUACCAGUGUUUUGUUGGAUUUUAGCCACUGUUCUAGAGAAGCUGUUGGAUGAAGCAGGGAGUGGAGAUUUGCCCAAAACCCUGACUGAGACAUACUUACACUUCCUGAUCUUUCAGACAGACAGGAUGAGAGCAAAAGGGAACUCCGUAGGAAGUGACAACAUAGUCCUCAAACUUGGAGAGCUGGCAUUUCAUCAGCUGGAGAAGGGAUAUCUUAUCUUCUAUGAGGAAGACCUGACAGAGUGUGGCAUUGGAGUCAGAAAAGCAUCCGUGUACUCAGGAUUGUGCACCGAGAUCUUUAAGGUGGAGGGGAGGACCAGUCAGAAGACAGUGUUCAGCUUUGUUCAUCUGAGCAUCCAGGAGUGUCUUGCUGCUGUUUAUGUGUUUCUCACAUUCAUAAACUGCAAUAAAAACCCACUGGUCCAACAGAACUCCUCCUUUUUGCGGAAACUUCGGAAACACCAACCUAUGAUGAACUUACUCAAGAGUGCAGUGGACAAGGCUUUAAAGAGUAAGAAUGGACACCUGGACCUGUUCCUCCGUUUCCUUCUGGGCCUCUCACUGGAGUCCAAUCAGACUCUCCUACAAGGCCUACUGACACAGACAGGAAGCAGCUCACAGACCAAUGAGGAAAUAGUUGAGUACAUCAAGAUGAAGAUCAGGAAGAAUCCCUCUCCGGAGAGAUGCAUCAAUCUGUUCCACUGUCUGAGUGAGCUGAAUGACCAUUCUCUAGUGAAGGAGAUCCAAAGAUACCUGAGCUCAGGAAGUCUCUCAGCAGCCAAACUGUCACCUGCACUGUUUUCAGCUCUGGUGUUUGUGUUGCUGACUUCAGAAGAAGAGCUGGAUGUGUUUGACCUGAAGAAAUACUUUAGAUCAGAGGAGGGUCUUCUGAGGAUGCUGCCAGUAGUCAAAGCCUCCAGAACAGCCCUGCUGAAUCAAUGUAACAUCUCAAAACGAUGCUGCAAAGCGCUGGGCACAGCUCUCAUCUCCUCACACUUGAAAGAGCUGGACCUGAGUGGCAACGACCUGCAGGAUUUAGGAGUGAAGCUGCUCUCUGCUGGACUGCAAAGUCCACAAUGUAAACUGGUGACACUGAAGCUGUCAGGCUGUCAGGUCACAGAGGAAGGAUGUGCUGCUCUGGCUUCAGCUCUGAGGACAAACCCCUCCCACCUGAGAGAGCUGGACCUGAGCUACAAUGACCCAGGAGACUCAGGAGUGAAGCUGCUCUAUGCUAUAUGGGAGGAUCCACACUGUAAACUGGAGAAACUCAAUGUGGACCAUGGUGGAAGGUGCAGGUUAAAAUCAGGGCCCCAAAAAUAUGCCUGUGAUCUGACACUGGACCCAAACACAGCACACAGAACCCUCUCUCUGUCUGAGGAGAACAGGAAGGUGGAAUGGACCUGGAGGGAGCAGCCGUAUUCUGAUCACCCAGAGAGAUUUGAGGACUAUGAACAGGUGCUGUGUAGAGAGGGUCUGACUGGGUGCUGCUACUGGGAGGUAGAGUUGAGUGGGAGGGCUUGUAUCGCGGUAACAUAUAAAGGAAUCAGCAGGAGAGGAAAGGGUCCUGACAGUCGGCUUGGAGCUAAUGACAAGUCCUGGAAUCUGAACCGCUUUUAUGACAGUUACUCUGCCAGGCACAAUUAUAAGAGAACUGACAUACCUGUCCCCUCCCCCCGCUCCAACAGAGUGGGAGUGUACCUGGACUGGCCGGCCGGCACGCUGUCCUUCUACAGCGUCUCCUCUGACACACUGACCCACCUGCACACAUUCCACUCUACAUUCACUGAGCCUGUCUACCCAGGGUUUUAUGUAAGGGGUGACACAGGGACUGUGACCCUGUGUCAGGUAGAAUAACCUCCUGUGUCCUGGAGGAACACCUGAGUCUUCAGAGAUGUCAUACUCCUUCCUGUUCAUCCGGGUGACCUGUUGGGAUAUGUUUCACUCUAAUCAUGACAUGAAUAUACCGUACAUCUCUAAAGCUGCCUGACCUUGUAACUAGAAUCACCCCAUUGCUGUAAAAAAACUCCCAUUUAAAAUCACUAUUUGUUAUUGUUUUUCUUUAUUGUUUGUAAUAAAAUGUUUCUAGAA
Messenger RNA from Oncorhynchus keta (chum salmon), 3812 nucleotides. Its product is annotated as NACHT, LRR and PYD domains-containing protein 12-like. Lineage: Eukaryota; Metazoa; Chordata; Actinopteri; Salmoniformes; Salmonidae. The transcript is spliced from 9 exons. Bases 549 to 3578 code for a protein of 1009 amino acids. Gene Ontology annotation, molecular function: protein binding. The record is from RefSeq and is a predicted model, not a curated record.